CGUUCGUUCAUCAAUGAAUCUCAUGAAUCUUGAUAGGUAUUGUGGCUUCGCAUUAUCGGCUUCCUUCCUGUAAUACUUUUACGUGUUUUUGCCCUUUUUUAUCCGAGAUAAAUAAUUUUCAUGUCCAAAGUGAUGAUAGUCUGAAGGUACUUGUUUUAACUAAAUUUGAUUUUCCCUCCGUUCCGUUUAUAAAAUUACUGGACUCAGUGUGCUGCCAAGACUAGAGUACCUAUAGUCAAGACUGAACCCCAACACUACAUAAGUAAAAUAUUUAUUCUGAUUAAUUGUAAUUUUUUUAAAGUUUGAAAUGGCUGUGAUAGAAGGUCAAGGGAACACCCUCAGGAAUAAAAAGAAGAAAAAGAAGGAGCGCGCCAGGAGGAGAAGGGAGGAGGAAGCAGCAGCUGCGCAGGCGAAGCAAGCAGAUACCCAGCAGUCCGCAAAAGAACCCGAAAAUCCGCCAGAAGAAGUCAUAUAUGUACCGGACACACCCUAUGACCAACCAUUGUACCAUCAUUUCUCGAGAAUUUUCGAGUUAUUUCGUAUCUCUGAGCCAGAAAAAAGCCCAGAACCACAACCGCAGGAAGAAAAACAACAAGCUAAUGCCGCAGAGUUUCCCAAAAAAGAAUUGAACUUAAAGAAAGUGCCUAAAUUGCCGGAUGAGUUUGAUGAUGAGGAUGAACAUGGCAAAGGAGAUGACAAAAAAGAGAAAAUUUCAAAACGGAAGAUGAAGAAGCUAACACGAUUGAGCGUUGCAGAACUAAAACAACUUGUCAGUCGACCAGAUGUUGUAGAAAUGCACGAUGUGACCGCAAGAGAUCCAAAAUUGCUUGUUCUUCUGAAAGGACACCGGAACACUGUACCUGUGCCUCGACACUGGUGUUUUAAAAGAAAGUAUUUGCAAGGCAAACGAGGUAUUGAGAAACCACCGUUUGAUUUGCCAGAUUUCAUCAAGAAGACAGGUAUCAUGGAGAUGAGAGAAUCUCUUCAAGAGAAGGAUGAUCAAAAAACUCUAAAAGCAAAAAUGAGGGAACGAGCUAGGCCAAAAAUGGGCAAAAUAGACAUCGACUAUCAGAAACUACACGAUGCAUUUUUCAAAUGGCAAACCAAACCACGUUUAACAAUUCAUGGCGAUUUGUACUAUGAGGGCAAGGAAUACGAAACUAGAUUAAGAGAGAAAAAACCUGGUGAUCUCUCGGACGAACUUCGCACUGCUCUUGGCAUGCCUAUCGGUCCUAGUGCACAUAAGGUGCCUCCGCCUUGGCUAAUUGCAAUGCAGCGUUACGGUCCUCCUCCUUCAUAUCCAAAUUUGAAAAUCCCUGGGUUGAAUGCACCCAUCCCAGAAGGUUGCUCCUUUGGUUACCAUGCUGGUGGUUGGGGGAAACCUCCGGUUGAUGAGAAUGGUAAACCACUUUAUGGAGAUGUUUUCGGUGUUCAAAAUUCCAAUGACGAGAAAGCAGAGGGUGACGAGGAUAUAGAUCAAACAGCGUGGGGUGAACUAGAAUCGGAAUCUGAGGAAGAAAGUGAAGAGGAAGAAGAAGAGGAGGAGGAGAAACAGGCGGAUGAUUCAGGACUUGUGACCCCUGCAGAAGGUCUAAUUACACCAUCUGGCAUCACAUCAAUACCUGCUGGUCUUGAAACUCCAGAAAUCAUCGAAUUGAGGAAACGCAAAAUAGAGAGUGAAAUGGAAGGUGGAGAGACACCAGCUUUGUAUCAGGUACUUGCAGAGAAGAAGAUGGACAGGGUUGGAGGAGCCAUGAUGGCAUCAACACACACUUACGAAAUCCCAUCUCUUCCAAGUUCAAUACCCAACACAGGGGCUGUAGAAUUGGCACUGGAUCCCUCUGAACUUGAUCUCGUUGAUACAGACGCAAUGGCUGUUCGCUACGAACAACAAAUGAAGGAGCAGCAGUCACAGCUGCAGAAGGAAGAUCUGUCAGACAUGUUAGCCGAUCAUGUCAGCAGAUCAAAGAGAAAACGGAAAGUACCUCAAGCUCAAGAUACCAAACAGACCACGAAGAAAUACAAGGAAUUUAAAUUUUAAAAAUUUUUGGCAGACAACACCUCUGUUUAUAGGAAUCAUGUUGCAGCUGAAAAUAAUCACAGUCAUGUGGAACAUUUUGAUUCCUGCAAAUAUUUAUAUCCGCAUCAGGCCUGUAUCAUAAUGUAUUAUGCAUAACUAAAAUUUGUGAAUAAAUUAAUGUGGAAACUUA
Molecule: messenger RNA, 2210 nt
Organism: Bemisia tabaci
Lineage: Eukaryota; Metazoa; Arthropoda; Insecta; Hemiptera; Aleyrodidae
Gene: Sf3b2
Product: splicing factor 3b subunit 2
Cellular component (GO): nucleus; U12-type spliceosomal complex
Source: RefSeq, a predicted model, not a curated record